CUGGCUGCCUAUCGGUCGGAGGGGAUGGCUGGUUGUUCUUGCGCAGUUCAGUCUACAACGGUACGAACCUCCAAGAAAGUACCGCCCCAUUAAAGACGACAGCUUCACUCGGUGGCGUUGCGGACACGGAGGACGUCAUCAGCAGAUUUUUUAAGCUGCUUACCGAUGUUGAAAGAGCCGCGGUGUUUGGCAGGACCCACGCAGUGCCUUCUGGCAGUAUACCCAAGGGCUCCUCUGUGAUACACACGAACGCGGAUCUCGUCGCCCUCAAAGGUAUAGGUGAGAAAGCGUUCGCAGAUGCGGUGGCAGCCAAGACACCAUACCCACGAAACGCCGCCGUAGACAUGCACUUUACGGUGCCGUUCAUACUGGAGACUGUAUGGCAACAAGUAGGUUCGGAUCAAUUGUAUCUAUGGAUCAGCUGGACGGUGCUGGAACAGCUCUCACCUUACGUGUAUCCCGACGUUGCCAAGUUGUACGGGAAUUCUAGAUUCAAGGAAAAUUGCGUGAAGAGGAUCAAGCAGCCGCUCGGAGUGCCUCUUGCUGCCGCUGCACUACUUCUCACCCAGACGCAGCAGAACGACGUGCGGACAACAGUUAACGCUGUCGUUGAGUGCAUGGCCAAAAAUGCACACCGCUGGUUUCCAUCUGCUGCCUCAAUGAAAGGUGCCAAUGUAGUCAUCGGCUUUCCGCCAGAGCAGGACACCUUGGAGAAGCUGAACGUCCGAUACGCACCUUAUCUAGGUGAAACGCACGGUGAAUUUCUACCGGAAUGGCUCCAAGCGAUGAAGAUAAGGAAACAGCGAAUCAACAUCUCUCACGUGCACUUCGAUCCAACCGAUCUUGAAAUAGUGGUAUCCAGAGACGUAGUGAUAGUGCCAGCUGGAGCUGUCUUCACCUUCUACCGAGAUGGCGACCUUCCCGCAAUCAACAUGGGUAGGUUUGGUCACUGGAUCGGCACAAGCUUUCUAAAGAGGUUCCAGCCGCCCAGUGUGAAGCCCAAGCCCCAGUGUCUUGCGCCAGCCGAUUCAAAGGCAGAAAACGUGUUCGAGUCUCUACUCGCUUACCAGUGCACCCGAAAAAUAUUCAGCGGCAGCGUGGAUUCGAAUACAAGCACAGCCUUACCCAUGCAUCUAAACCUGACUCCGGCCAGACAAUUAUUUGUCGCUGCCUGCUAUGAGAACUGCCGCAUCAGCACGCGCGGCAUGGAGGCCAACUGCGAGACCAGCGUCCUGCGAAGGCUUCGUCCUUUUGCCGACGCGUUUGCUUGCGAGGUGGACAAGCCAGCCUACGAAGUUCCGUAG
This is a messenger RNA of Dermacentor andersoni, 1304 nucleotides long. RefSeq lists its product as uncharacterized. Lineage: Eukaryota; Metazoa; Arthropoda; Arachnida; Ixodida; Ixodidae. The record is from RefSeq and is a predicted model, not a curated record.